Molecule: messenger RNA, 846 nt
Organism: Emiliania huxleyi CCMP1516
Lineage: Eukaryota; Haptophyta; Isochrysidales; Noelaerhabdaceae
Exons: 5
Coding region: 1-846 (281 amino acids)
Biological process (GO): DNA repair; replication fork processing
Cellular component (GO): nuclear replication fork
Molecular function (GO): endonuclease activity; nucleic acid binding; zinc ion binding
Source: RefSeq, a predicted model, not a curated record
AUGACGACGUGGUUCGCCUUCUCGGCUCUGACCGGCCGGCUGCACGCUUUCGGCGACGCUCCAGAGCCGCUCCCUGGUGGGAUGGGCGCGAACGCGCUGCCGUGCGCCAUCGCCGACGCCGACGAGGCCGCGCUGCCCGCCGCGCUGCGCGAGCCUCGCGCCCUCCGCGCCGCACAGCUCUGGCUUGCGCAGUGGGAGGGGCUGUCGCCGAGCCAGCGUGCGGCCGCCGAGCGUUGGGCAGAGUCGCACCGGCCGCCCGGCGUCGUCGAGGAGCCUUCCACGACCCUUCCCGGAACCUUCCCAGGCGUGCGCGACCCGCGCGUCUGGCGGCAGCACUUCUCGCUCCACUCGGGGCGGCCGCUCUGCCUUGUCUGCGUGCAGGAGCAUGAGCCGCGGCCCGACUCGCCCUUCUGCUCCGAGGGCUGCGCCGCAAGCUACGCCGCCGCCAGCUCGCAGGGCGCGGGCCGCCGGCAGGUGUACGACCGCGACCGCGGCGUGUGCGCCGCGUGCGGCUUCGACGCGCACCGGCUCUACCGGCAGAUCGCCGCGCUGGCGACCGGCCCCGAGCGCAUGCAGGCGCUUCAGCGGACGCACUACCCGACCAAGGGCGACCGGAUCGGCCGCCUGCUGCGGGACCCCAAAGAGGGCGACUUUUGGGAGGCCGACCAUAUCCUACCGGUGGAGGAGGGCGGCGGGGAGAGCGACCUGAGCAACCUGCAGACCCUCUGCGUCCCCUGCCACGCCGACAAGACGCGCCGGCAGGCGCAGAGCAGCAAGGAGCGCAAGCGGCAGGCGGCCGCAAAGGGCACCGCCGACCUGCGGAGCUUCUUUGCGGGCAAGGCCUAG